Messenger RNA from Gregarina niphandrodes, 514 nucleotides. RefSeq lists its product as hypothetical. NCBI's taxonomy places the organism in Eukaryota, Apicomplexa, Conoidasida, Eugregarinorida, Gregarinidae. The transcript has a single exon. The annotation marks the transcript as partial. The record is from RefSeq and is a predicted model, not a curated record.
ACGGUCCCUUGCGCACAAACCACCAAAGGGGUCCCUUGCGCACAAACCACGAAGAACGUCAUCUGCGACUUCCAGAGAUCCCUGACCAACAACUCAAAUCGGCAAGUGCACAUCCAUAACGAGCAAAACGGAGUGCAGAUCAACCUGGUAAAUGUCGGGUCGGAUACGAAGAGGGAAGACUGGCAGACUCGACGCAUUGUGGAGGAGGCGGUUUCGGGAAACAAGACCGGAGACAAGAUAGUCGAGAAGACCAAAGGCAACACUAGAAUUAAUGUCCGUGGCGACAGCCUGACGUUCAACCUGAAUUUUAAUGUCGGCGAUGUCUCUUUUCCCUUUGACACUCGCGGCGUGGACGUGAACCGGAACACUGACGGUAAGCUGGGGGUCAUUGGGGGUUCUGGCGGCGACGGAGAUGGUAAGCUGAAGGUCACUGGCGGUGACGGAGAUGGUAAGCUGAAGGUCAUUGGCGGCGACGGAGAUGGUAAGCUGAAGGUCACUGGCGGUGACGGAGAUG